CUUCUAGGCUAGGCGCGCUCGCUCGUAAGACAGCGCUCGCGUUCCCGUUAGUGUGUGUGCCGCGCGCUACCCGUACGGAGAGGCACGCUCUAAGGAAAGGAAAGGAAAGCAAGCACCAAAAGGGUUCGCGCAAUCCCUAUGCGGCGCCCGUCGAAGCGCAGCAACGCAGCGAAAGCGAAAUUUUAAACAACAUCCGUGAAAAGUGUUUGUUGCUUCCUUUCUGUGUUAGUGCGUGCGUAAAGGCCCCUUGGUUUCGGCUUUGACUCGUUAGCGAAACGGUGGCACGCGCGCGCGGCUCCAGACGGGGCAAAGCGGCGGCGGAGUGUUUGAUAUGUGCGCGCGUGCUACUUAGAUGGAGCGCAAAGCGGAACAAAACAUCGCGACCGUGUUGCGCACGCGCGUCCCCUUACGCGAGUGCUGUGCGUGAGUGAGCGAAACGGGGAAAGAGAGUGAGAGUGUUAGAAAGAAGUGAGAGAGAGAGAGAGAGAGAGAGAAAGAGAAAAAUAUAUAGAGAGAGUGUGUGUGUGUGAGAUAGAGAGAUAGAUAGAGAGAAGGCGAGUGCGCGCGAUCAUAACUGGCGCGAAAAGCUGUGACGUAACACGUGGCGUGCAAUAAUCGGGAAGAUUUAAUUCUGUGUUUCAGUGUGUUUAUGUGUGUGUUUGUGUGUGUGGUUACCGUGUACACAGCUACGUGUGUUUAAUGUGAAAAGAAAAGGGAGAGCAUUAUUUUUCCGAUGUGUGUGUGUGUCUCGGUGUAUGUGCCUGCGAGACAAGUGAUCUUCACAACAAAUCUUCACUGUUUAGCCGUGCGCGUUUUAUCGGAGCGUUUCUUCAAGGGGCUUCUUGCAAAACUGCCAACUGACAGCUUCCACCCCCUUCCCGCCCAGCCAUAUGAUCGCCGCUGAUUAGAGCCGCAACGCGCAACAACAGUGCUUGAUAAGGCACCCCACCCCAAGAGCGGGCCAUUACAAAAGAAGUCAAUGGGCCACACUUAAGGUGUACGUUUUUACAGCAACAGAUAGUAGGAAAAAGGGGGACAAGUCGAUCGAUAAGCACCCAUAAGGCCAUAAAUCAUUACCGGCUGCACGCCUUCGUCAGUGCACGGUGGUAACUAGAUAGUCAAUCUAAGCCAUUCAACCCACGAAACCAACAAUCAGUUAGUCAAAUACGUAGUCAAACCAAAAAAAAAAAAAAAACAAAAAACAAAACUAUACAUACAAAGUAAAGAAAUAGUCAGUCUGUAAGACACUUUUUAGCGAAAUUGCAUAGCAAACCUAGAAAAAGAAGAAGUGUAAGGAAAAAAGAAACGUUGAAGCAUACAAAAAGGCAAACCAUUUGCAACUGACACCAAAAAACAAAACAAAUCAAGGGACGGUGCAAACGAGCAAACGUUGCAAAGCCAAACCAAAAGCAGAAAAAAGCUAAUAACAAAAUAACAAAUCAAAACCAUGGAUACCAAAGCAGCAUCAGCGGGACCCGCCCCGACGCAUUUACCUUCGUCCACAUAUCCAGCGACGUCACCGUACUCGAAGGGUGCCCGGUCGUCGCACCAGUAUUUUAGUCUAAGAUGGAACAACUACCAGUCAAACAUGACGUCCGUGUUCCACGAGCUGCUCGAGUCACAAUCCUUCGUCGAUGUUACGCUAGCCUGCGAAUACAACUCACUAAAGGCGCACAAGGUGGUUCUGUCGGCGUGUUCGGCGUACUUUCAAAAAAUUCUCCUGGACAACCCGUGCAAGCAUCCGACCAUCAUACUGCCGGCCGAUAUAUGCUUUUCCGAUUUGCAGUUCAUCAUCGAGUUCGUGUACCGCGGGGAAAUCGAUGUAUCCGAGGCAGAGCUGCAGAGCUUGUUACGGACAGCGGAACAGCUUAAAAUUAAAGGCCUGUGCGAGGUAGGCGAACCACAGUACGAGCAGGACUACUCGCCCGCACUAAAGCGCUACAAACCGUACCGGUCACGGUCGCCCCCGGACAACCGGCAUCAGCACCAUCACCACCAGCAACCACCGCCUCCACCACCACCCUCUGGUGCGUCAGGAUCGACUAGUGGUGGUCGAUCCAGUUCGUCCGCUGCAGGAGCAGGAGGAUCACACGGCAGCGGUGGCAGCAGUGGCGGCAACAGCAGCAACAACAACAACAACAGUUCGUCUUCCUCCCAGUCGACGGGAUACAGCGAGAACGGCAAAGGCUGCAGUACCGGCAAGGGCAGCAGUGGCGGAAGUAGCGGCGGCAUAGGAUCUGGGGCAGGGCGCACCCUUUACCAUCCCUCACAGCACCAUCACCCGCUGCACCAUCAUCUUCAUCAUCAUCCGCACCACCAUCUGCAUCAUCUGCACCAUCCCCCGCCACUUGGCGGUGACCCGCGGACGACGACCACCUCUGGCCAUAUUGUCGAGGACGACGAUGAUGGAUCGGUGCUAGUGGUCGAAACGCACGAUCUGACUACGACGGGAUCGAAGGAUAAGCAUUAUCAGCAGCAGCAGCAGCAACACCAUCAAUCGCAGCAAGCGCACCACCACCCUCACCCGCAUCAUCCACAUCAUCCGCAGGCGCAGCAGCAUCCCCUCGGUAGCAAAAUGGCCAGCCUAGGGAUGGGCGUUGGAAUAAAUGGUGGUUCCGUUAUGGGCGUUCCGAUGGGAUAUUUGGACUUUGCACCAGAGCCUCCAGCACCGACGGCGACGCCAGUGACAGAGCAUGUGGACAUUAAUUGUGCGCCUAGCAGCCACGAUACACGUGAUCUGUCCAGUAAGUAUUCUGUGCCAAACGAUGGUGACUUACGAGUGAAAUUCGAAACGUUACGUUCGCUAGAUCCUCCGAAUGCGGUGCAACUGGACAAUCACACAGUCAGCCAUCAGCAGCAGCUCCACCAUCAGCAACAGCAGGCGCAACAGCAGGCGCAACAGCAGGCGCAGCAGCAGCAGCUCCUGCAGCAACAACAGCAUUUACUGCAACAGCAGCAGCAACAGCAGCAGCAGCAGCAGCAAAGACAGACACCGCAGCCAGCGGGUGCUCAACAGCAACAGAAUGACCAUCAGCGGCACUCGCCACCGCACAUGCAGCAGCAGCAACAACCACAGCAGCACGUAAUGCUGAUGGAUCAACAGCAGCAGCAGCACCACCCAACCACCCAUAGUCCGGCGUCAAGUGUGUCGUCCUCAUCGUCCAGCCAGCAUCCGGAGAACCUGGUUACUGGCAGUGGUGGUGCUGCCGGCUCGGUGACGCCUGGUCCUCCCACCAACAAUAGCAACGGCAACGGAGCGGGCGGAGAUGAGCUGAAGCCGAGACUGAACCUGAAGCAGGAAAACAUCAGCGAGGAGCAGCAGCAUCAAACGAUGGAGGUCGAGCAAGACCAGUCCUCGAUGCACGGCAUGGUGGUAACGCCGGAAAUUUCGGGCAUCAUGAACCAGAGCCAAAUGAGCGAUAUGUACCAGUCGGAUGCUAGCGAGGACUCGAAGGUGGGCAUUCUGGACGGCUCCUCGAUGCAGUACACCAAUCUGACCAGCCCCAACGAAGCGAAAACGCCUACCGGACCGAAAACAUGGACCGCGGAAGAUAUGGAGUCGGCGCUCGAAGCGCUACGCUCUCACAACAUGAGCUUGACUAAGGCCUCUGCUACGUACGGUAUUCCAUCGACGACACUGUGGCAGCGGGCGCACCGGCUCGGCAUCGAUACACCGAAAAAAGAGGGUCCGUCCAAGACGUGGAACGAGGACUCGCUCAACAGCGCACUGGAAGCGCUACGGACGGGCACGAUCUCCGCCAACAAGGCCUCGAAAGCGUUCGGCAUACCGUCGUCGACGCUGUACAAGAUUGCGCGCCGCGAAGGCAUCCGCCUGGCGGCGCCGUUCAAUGCCGCACCCACCACAUGGUCCGCGGAAGAUUUGGACCGUGCCUUGGAAGCGAUCCGUGCCGGGCAAACCUCCGUACAGAAGGCCAGUACCGAGUUCGGCAUUCCCACUGGCACACUGUACGGGCGCUGCAAGCGCGAGGGCAUCGAGCUGUCCCGAUCGAAUCCCACUCCCUGGUCCGAAGACGCGAUGAUGGAGGCGUUGGAAUCUGUAAAGCAAGGACACAUGUCCAUCAAUCAAGCCGCCAUCCACUAUAACCUACCGUACAGCUCACUGUACGGUCGGUUCAAGCGCGGCAAGUACGAUACGCCCAGCUCGGGAGGCGGCGGCGGUGGCAGUUCGUCCAAUGCUGCUGCUGCUGCUGCUACCGGUGGAGGCGGCGCGGGCAGCGGUGGCGGUAGUGGCGCCGGCAGCGCCGCUAGUGCCGGAACAGGUGGCAAUAAUGUUGGCAGUAGUCCCCAGAUGGAGUUUAAAAUAGAACCACAGCAUAACGAUCAUAGUCCAGAGAACACGCAACAUUACAAUCCUGCACUAUCGGCUUCCUCGACGCCUACAAGUAAUACGCCAACUCAGCAGCAGCAGCAGCAGCAACAACAGCAGCAGCAGCAGCAGCAGCAGCAGCAGCAGCAGCAGCAACAACAACAGCAACAACAGCAGCAACAACAACUUACUCACCAUUUAGUUCAACAGCCCCCGUCGGUGCUACCGGUCAGCAUUCACAUUGUCGAUGCGGCCGCCCAUCACCAUCUUGCACAUCCGCAUCAGCAGCUGCACCAUCAGCAGCAGCAGCAGCUGGCGCAGCCGCAGCACGUGGUGGUAGCGCAGCACCAGCAGCAGCAGCAGCAUCACCAUCUGCACCAUCAGCCGCAGCUAAUACAGCAUCACAUCAUUCCGCAGCAACAUCACAUAAUAUAUCAGCAGCCGCUACAACCGAUCCAGCAGCAGCCACAGUACCAUCCGAUGUACCACAUCAUCAAGCAGGAGAACGACAGAAGUUGAAAGCAGCGGCGCUCCCGCCAACAUCGGUAUGGCGGUACGCACCAUCCUCAUCAUCAUCAUCAGCAGCAGCAACAGCAAUCGCACGAUGAUCAUGAUCCGCAGCAUCAUCUUCAUCAGCAACAGCUGUAUCAUCCACCACAGCAGCAGCAGCAGCACCAGCACCAGCAGCUCCAUCAUCAUCAUCAUCAGCCGAUGCAUUACGAGGAUGACGGAGCAUGAUGAUGGGCGGUUGCGAGGGAGAAACAUCCGCAACAGUUUACACAGGACUACUAAAAAGGUUAAUGCGAGAGGAAUCUUCGUUCUGGCCAGCCGCCGGAGGAGGAUAUUGUAGCUAUGUGCUCCACUUGUUCGUGGGUUGUACCGAAAGGAGCAAAGCAACAUCCUGCAAGGAAGAGAAACGUCCCAAACGUGUGUGUGAUUUCUUUUGCGAUGUUAAGACUAUCAAACGGAAGCUAAAUCAAAUGCAAGCUAAAUCGAUGCAAAAGUCGCAGAAAUAGAUAAGAAAAAGCCAGUAAAACCCCUUCUAUUAAAAACGUGGCAGACGGAAACACACACACGAUGCGCGCAUUUGGAGUACAUUAAUUGUAGUAAAGUUAAUGCUAAAAUUAUACCUCUUCUUAAGUUACUAUCGCUCCGUUGCUCUCCCAUUUGUGAGGUAUGGUGUACAGUAGAAACAAAAUCAUGGAGGUGUAGUGUAAGGUAUCAAGCGCGCAUUAUUCCACAGUGCCGCGAUAAAUCCUGCUUGCUCUGUGGAAUAGGAUUGAUGACCGAAUGGGAUACGCUGGGAUUCAUUUAGAAGCAAAACAAACAAAACAACUGAGCGAUACAAUAACAUUUUAAAUACUGUUGAUAGGAAAAAGAUGUGCUAGCUGGAGUGUAAGCAGUGCGGCGAGUGUAUGUCGUCCAGUGUGUAUAGUGGAAGGUUCAAGAACGGUUCAAACCAUUAUUCGCCUUAAACCCGAGCGCGGGGGACCUUAGCGUCUGGGAUCUCCUUUCCAUCAUAAGGGGAGCACAUGAGAGAGUUACAGAGUACUGCGCAAAUUUACGGUAUGUUCCGUAGCAAAGCAUAUGAAUAGUGAGGCCCGUUCAGCAGUUCAGCAAGUCCGUACCAUGCACGAGGCUGGAGUUGAUGUUGAUUUUUUUUUGAGGAUUUUUGUUGUUUUGUUUAUUGCCAAAUGGAUGUUUUGUUUUUUUACACUUACACGACUGCGCAUUCCAUAUAUCGACUAAAUAUGAAGGGGGAAACGAAACAAGAAAGAGUGGAGAAUUGGUUUAAGAAGAAAGGCUUUUGUUUACAUAAAACACAAAAUGUCAUUUGCAAUAGGGGGAGGAGAUGCGUGGGUAGUCUCUCGUCUCGUGGAGUGUUUCCUUGCUGCCUAACAAUUAGAUUGCAGUGUGCAGUGUGUGACAAACAAAUGAUGGCGUUGGCAAAUGUAGCGUUCGCUAACAAGUAUCAAAUCAAACGAAACGGACUGAAUUAUUACGAUUUUUUGUGUGGUAAGAAAUUAGCUUAAAACCCCCCUCAAGAGGAAAACAAUCUCAUUUGCAAAAGAACAUAAAGAACAUAAAAUCAACAUGAUGUCUAGAUUUUAAUUUUAGUGUUGAAGACAGGGAGACAAACAGCCCCGUCGAUAGGUGAUAGAACGAUGGCGAUACUUUAAAGAUCGAUUGGUUCGUCGAGAACGAGAGGGAGAGAGGGAGAGAGUAGAGCGAGGUUAAAUAUUAUGUUAGUGUAAAAUCGCAGGUAAAUUGAUGCUGUGCAGCGAUAAAUUUAGUUUGUUUACUUCCUUUUGUAUUGUUAGCGCACAUGGUGAGUGUGUGCGUGUUAGUGUCUCUAUGCUGUUGCGUCGUUUUGGCGCAGCACAGGCGGGUAGCGUUUGCGUACAGUCCAUCUUCCAACCCUCGAUAGGAUGCAGACGAAGGAAUUUCUCAUCGAAUGACAAAUGCAAGCUUAAAGUGUCUGGAGUUACAUGUAUACAUAUUCUAUUGCUACUACUGCAACAACUAUUAUUGCAAUUAUGCGAAUAUCUAUUGAUUUAUGGUAUUAUUACAUUUUGUCAUUAUUCUAUUAUAUUAUUAUUCUGCGACCUAAAAGGCAGCAACGGGGCUGCCGGAAGGAUCAAUCGCAAUUAUUGUGAGAUUAGAUCGCGAGAAAGAGAGAUAGAGAGAGAGAGAGAGAGAGAGAGAGAGAGAGAGAGAGAGAGAGAGAGAGAGUCGAUCCUGGACAGAUAAUGUUCAUCUAGUUUCUUCCAUUUCAUUUUUAAAAAAUCGAAUCCAUGCGUCAAAUGAUGUGUAUAGCCGCAUAGCAAAACAAAAAAACAACUUCCGAUAAAAUGCGUUGCAGUUAGUCUUAGCGCGCAGUAAGGCGCAGUGGUUAAUGCAAGAGCGAGAGAGAGAUAUAAGAGAAGGAUCGUUCAGAACGUCACGUCGUGAGUAGCAAACCCCAUAGGUGAUUGCGCAAUAAUGUGUGUUUGUGUGUGUUUGUGAAAUUACGAAAACUUCCAUUCACUUCCCUAUAUUGUGUAGGAGCAGAAAAACAAAAUAUGUGCAAGUUGUAGUUGGCGGUGGAAGAACAAUAAAAAAAAAACAAAAUUGUAUGUAAAGAGUAACUGAAACGCAAAAGAUUUCAAACCCCCGCGAUCAGCGCACGGAAACGAUCGGAAAGAUACAAUAAUAAAUCACGCAACAUCACGCAAAGUAUUAAAAACGUUGUGUAAAUGCAUUAUGAAUUUGUUUUGUUUUCACUGUGAAGCAGAGGCUGGGGUUAACACUUUGCGCUGAAGGAAUUUUGUCGUGCGAUACAGUUUCGUCCUCAUCGUCAUAGUCAUCAUCACCAACGUGUCACAAUGCGCACGUAAUACAAACAACAGAACCCAGAGUCAUACUCCACCUUCCUAAGUGAGACACACUGAGAAAAAUGGUGAUUGCAAAAUGCGGAAAGCCGGAAUGAACAUCUACGAAAGAAAACAGUUGCAAAAUUGGGUUGGCGUAUUGCAUUAUUAUUAUUUGUUUUAUUUGCUCAGGCCAUAGCAAAGCGAUGGACAUAUGUGCAAAAUAGAAAGGCUGCUGCUGAAACCAGAAACUAGCAAUGUGAAAAGGAUACUACUAAAAUAAUCAAGCACUCACUAGCAAAGACGACAAGAACAAUGUUCUCGAAUUUGGUUUGGUGUUGUUGAAGUGGUAUAGAGAGAAAAAAAAAAUGAAUUGAAUACAUGGUCCUUUCGCAAGGAAAUUUCAAAUAUACAGGGAUAUUCGAAUGUUUAUUCGUAAAAAAAAACACACACACACGGCCGCCUAUCGCCGCUUUGUUGAUUUGUGCGACCGAAACACAUCAUACACACAAAUAAUAACCGUUCGUGUCCGCUUUUAUUGAGAAGACCGCAUGGCCACAACUAAAGCAAGAUUGCACCGGAUUUGGUAUGUGGGUGAAAAAAGAGAAAAGAAGAAAAUUGCCGCUCAAAUCUGAUUGCGGGGUAGAGGAAAGAAAGUGUAAAAAAACCUUAAAUAAUUCGUCCCUUUAGACAAACAAACAAGCGAUGGUAUGGUAUGGUAAUUAUGAUGAAAACUAAAAAUAUGUAGGUAAGCUUUAGGGCCUUGUAUUAUACGUAGGGCAAGUAACGUAACACGAUAAAACAAGCAGUAAAGCGCAAAAAUUGAACGAUAUACUGUCAUGAUGGGCGGCAACUAAUAAUGGACAUGGAGAACGGCGUAUAUUAUCGCUGGCGUAAACGCAACUGUUAACGCACGUGUGUCCAUCGGAGAAUCACACAUUUAUCGGUCGAUAUACUUGACACACAGAGAUUGGCUUAUCGACGGAACUGUUUUAGCGCAUAGUUGCAUUAGCGCAAUUUUUUGAAAAGUUGUAAGAAAAAUUAUGGAAAUAUUUAAAAAAGGCAAGCAGUUACACUCACACACGCAUUCAACCGUUGCUGCUGCUGGUUAUUGUUCAGUUUGGAGUAACAAUACACCAUUGCUGCGGAUGGUACUGAAUGAAAUGUUUCAGUUUUAACACACAAAAGCACGAUGAAUGAAUUACACUAAACGAUGGCCAAAAACACGCAUUUAGUGUUUAUGCUUUAGCAGCUCGGUUCUGUGUUAAAAAUCGAGCAAUAUUCAAUUGCGUUACGUUUGAUAAUAAACAACAAUUGGAAUAUGUUGGUUAAUGGUUCGUGCAUUUGUUUUAGCAUAGUUUUGUUCUAUAACAACAUGCUUAUGCUGCAUGCAAUAAUACGACUUUGUGUUAGCUACUAUUUUCCAACCAACAAAUACUACAGUAAGUUGCGAGUUGGAUGGUUUUGUUAAUUCCCAUUAUUUUUUAUUCGUUUUAUUGCUUUAAACGACACGCGAGUAUAAAUUGUAAAUCUUCCACCCACAGCAAUGAAUCUUCUUAUGAUUGUUUAGUAUAACCCAAAUAGACACAGAGUCUACAACUCCGGAAUAAAGUAUCACAAACCAAUCAUAAGGGGUACACGUGUGUUGAUAGCGUAAAAUCAAAUGAUGAUAAACAGAACGAUGCUAUUUUGUGUGCGAUCGGGUUAUUAUAUUACGAGCGUAAGCAGAAGUUCUCAUGUAGAGGUACAUAUUAUCAGAAACUUAUGGAUUAACUGUGCAAUUCCCAAAAGCGGAAAAGGGUACACGUGUUUGGGAUGCUAACAUAAAAGGAAUGAAAAUAUAGUAAAAAUGGAUUACAGGAUGUAGCAUGGACUAAAAACAGACUAAACAAAAAUAGCAGCCCCUGUAACAAUGCAAACAUGGAAUCAAAAUCAGUUAGGAAAACAAAGGAUGUGGAUUGUACGCUUGAUACGCUAUAUCAAACAUCAUUCACGUAGAACGUAAAGAAAGGAAAUCGUAACAUAACUCUAUACGCUAAACACCUACUAGAUCCUAGCGUGCCACAGAAAAUAAUAACAUAACAACUACAACAACAGCAAAAAACUAAACAAAUACAACCAAAAUCAAACGUACUACACUAGUGUGGCGAUACGUGUAAACACGCGAACCUAGAACGUGGACAAAGUAGAAUAACAAAUAACAGUAAAAGAAAAGAUCCAAACAAUGUAGUAAACAAUGCAGAAUGAACGAAAAAAAAAA
Anopheles merus is the source of this 9937-nucleotide messenger RNA. RefSeq names its product myb-like protein Q. Gene Ontology annotation, molecular function: protein binding; DNA binding. Bases 1448 to 4846 code for a protein of 1132 amino acids. The transcript has 11 exons. Gene Ontology annotation, biological process: regulation of transcription by RNA polymerase II. Gene Ontology annotation, cellular component: nucleus. Lineage: Eukaryota; Metazoa; Arthropoda; Insecta; Diptera; Culicidae. The record is from RefSeq and is a predicted model, not a curated record.